Psammomys obesus (fat sand rat) is the source of this 2630-nucleotide messenger RNA. RefSeq names its product fascin actin-bundling protein 1 (gene Fscn1). Bases 88 to 1569 code for a protein of 493 amino acids. The record is from RefSeq and is a predicted model, not a curated record. Gene Ontology annotation, biological process: establishment or maintenance of cell polarity; cell migration; actin filament bundle assembly. The transcript is spliced from 5 exons. Gene Ontology annotation, molecular function: actin filament binding; protein-macromolecule adaptor activity. NCBI's taxonomy places the organism in Eukaryota, Metazoa, Chordata, Mammalia, Rodentia, Muridae. Gene Ontology annotation, cellular component: microvillus; actin cytoskeleton; filopodium.
CGCCGCAGCGGGCUAAGCCGUGCCGAACAAAGGAGGUCGGGCACAGCCACCCAAGCUCCCGGGGCCGCCGGGCCGCCCUCCGCCACCAUGACCGCCAACGGCACAGCCGAGGCGGUGCAGAUCCAGUUCGGGCUCAUCAGCUGCGGCAACAAGUACCUGACCGCCGAGGCGUUCGGCUUCAAGGUGAACGCGUCGGCCAGCAGCUUGAAGAAGAAGCAGAUCUGGACGCUGGAGCAACCUCCGGACGAGGCGGGCAGCGCGGCCGUGUGCCUGCGCAGCCACCUGGGCCGCUACCUGGCCGCCGACAAGGACGGCAACGUGAGCUGCGAGCGCGAGGCGCCGGACGCCGACUGCCGCUUCCUCGUCGUGGCACAUGACGACGGCCGCUGGUCGCUGCAGUCCGAGGCGCACCGGCGCUACUUCGGCGGCACCGAGGACCGCCUGUCGUGCUUCGCGCAGAGCGUGUCGCCGGCCGAGAAGUGGAGCGUGCACAUCGCCAUGCACCCGCAGGUCAACAUCUACAGCGUCACCCGCAAGCGCUACGCGCACCUGAGCGCGCGGCCGGCCGACGAGAUCGCGGUGGACCGGGACGUGCCCUGGGGCGUCGACUCGCUCAUCACCCUGGCCUUCCAGGACCAGCGCUAUAGCGUGCAGACGUCGGACCACCGCUUCCUGCGCCACGACGGGCGCCUUGUGGCGCGGCCCGAGCCCGCCACGGGCUACACGCUCGAGUUCCGCUCCGGCAAGGUGGCCUUUCGCGACUGCGAGGGUCGCUACCUGGCUCCGUCCGGGCCCAGCGGCACCCUCAAGGCCGGCAAGGCCACCAAGGUGGGCAAAGAUGAGCUCUUCGCCCUGGAACAGAGCUGCGCUCAGGUGGUGCUGCAGGCGGCCAACGAGAGGAACGUGUCCACGCGCCAGGGUAUGGACCUGUCGGCCAAUCAGGACGAAGAGACUGAUCAGGAGACCUUCCAGCUGGAGAUGGACCGGGACACGAGGAAGUGUGCCUUCCGCACCCACACGGGCAAGUACUGGACGCUGACAGCCACCGGGGGCGUGCAGUCCACGGCCUCCACCAAGAACGCCAGCUGCUACUUUGACAUCGAGUGGUGCGACCGUCGGGUUACUCUAAGAGCGUCCAACGGCAAGUUUGUGACCGCCAAGAAGAACGGCCAGCUGGCUGCUUCGGUGGAGACAGCAGGGGACUCGGAGCUCUUCCUCAUGAAGCUGAUUAACCGCCCCAUCAUCGUGUUCCGAGGGGAGCACGGGUUCAUCGGCUGCCGCAAGGUCACUGGCACCCUGGAUGCCAACCGCUCCAGCUACGAUGUCUUCCAGCUGGAAUUCAACGAUGGCGCCUACAACAUCAAAGACUCCACGGGCAAGUACUGGACGGUGGGUAGCGACUCCUCCGUCACCAGCAGCAGCGACACCCCUGUGGAUUUCUUCCUUGAGUUCUGUGACUACAACAAGGUGGCCAUCAAGGCUGGCGGCCGCUACCUGAAGGGGGACCACGCUGGGGUCCUGAAGGCCUGCGCGGAGACUAUUGACCCCGCCUCGCUCUGGGAGUACUAGGGCCCCCUGCCUUCUGCAGGCCGCCCCCCAGUCCCUCCGCUGUCCCUAUUCACUGGGCGGCCCAGCAGGUGGCAAGCUCCUUGCCUUUCAAACUGGAAACCCAAGAGAAAACGGUGCCCCUCCCCCCCUAACUCUGCUCCCCAUGGGUCGGUGGCUGCAGACUGUCUCUGGGAGGGACUUCGGGUUCCUCUUCACCCUUCUCCGCCGUGGGGCGCCCGGGCACCUUCUGACCUCAGACAACUCAGCCUUAUUUCCCCCAGGAAGUGGCCUAGGAGAAGCUGCUGGUGGUUGGGGGACCCCGGGGAGUUGCCCCAGCCCCUGAGCUUGUAACUGGAAACCCGCCCCCACGGGGUCACGCCUCUCGGGUGUACCUGGCCCCAGCAUCAGGGGGCCAGCCUUUGGGUGGCACUGAAGCCAGGUGUCACCUGGCUUGCCCACAAGUGUUUGUCUGGACUGCGGCUAGAGAGCAGUCUCUAUCCCAUCCCGCAGAGGUCUGGCUGCUUCCUUGACGCAAAGCUAGCUGGGUGGCUGGGCUGCCCCUGCAUAUCCCGGGGAUGGGGCGAACCUUGCUCCCAUCUCUUUCCUUUUCACCCUGGCCUGACUGGAAGCAGAAAAAAAUGACCAAAUCAGUAUUUUUUUUUUUUUUUUAAGGAAAUGUUACUGUUGAAAGGGCCCCAGGCAGGCCUGCCCUGUUGGUUGUAGCUGUGCGUGGUCUUUGGGGGGGGACUCUUGGCGCCUGUUCCUGCCUCCCCAGCGGGUUCCCUCCCUCCCCCCUGCCUGCCCACCCCAGCCCCGGCCCUGUGAUUGGUGCUCCACGUCUUCCCGACACCUCGGGGCUCCUGGGCAGGAGAGAGCCAGGCGUGCCGCUCCCGGGAGCCCUGGAGUAGACCUCAGGGGCCUCUCUCUCCCCAGCCUCCCCAUUUUAGCCACUCCCCAGCCCCAUGCAUCUCUUCAUUCUGGGUAUCUCAGUCUUUUAUUUUUUGUAACUGUCAUUUGUAUAACUCUUAAAGACCCAUGAUAGUAGCUUUGAACUGGAAAAUAAAAUAACCGCCAAGUCUGCA